Messenger RNA from Adineta steineri, 603 nucleotides. The record is from the annotation of a GenBank genome assembly. Lineage: Eukaryota; Metazoa; Rotifera; Eurotatoria; Adinetida; Adinetidae.
AUGAGUGCAACAGCAAAGACAACGACAGGAGCAGCAAGUAUUGGCGACAAUCUAUCACAUCAAAGACCAUUGAUUACUGCUGCAUGGGUAGAUCAAAGUAUAGGUGAAGCAGGACAGCAUAAAUACAUAAAAGAUCGUUUCGAAACACUUUCACCGUUUAUUUCAAAAUGGUUAUAUUUUGAUUCAUCUGAUGAAUUUACAUCUUAUAUUGAAAGUAAUUCUAAUAUGCGAAUGAUGAGUGUCAUGUCUGGUGGAAUAUCUCGUUUAUUAGUACCAAGAUUAUCAUACCAUGCUGCUUUACAUAUUGUUUACGUAUUUUGUGUUGAUGUCGAACGAGCACGAAAAUCAAUGGAAAGUGAAACUAAAGUUAAAGGUAUAUUUACAAUUGAAGAUGAAGUAUAUGAACAAAUGGCUAAUGAUUUAUCCAAAUUAUUAGUUGAAGAAGGAAUAGCAUUAGCUGGAUUAGAUCAACGAAGUCAAGCAAAAUUGUAUUAUGAAGAAGCAAAACGAUUGUUAAGAACGGAAGCAAAAAGUGUGGAUGAAAACGAAAGGAAAAAAAGAACUGAAGAAAUCAAUAUACGAAUUGAGCAAUUACUUGCAUAA